Messenger RNA from Sphaeramia orbicularis (orbiculate cardinalfish), 668 nucleotides. RefSeq names its product lens intrinsic membrane protein 2.2 (gene lim2.2). The transcript has 5 exons. The record is from RefSeq and is a predicted model, not a curated record. Lineage: Eukaryota; Metazoa; Chordata; Actinopteri; Kurtiformes; Apogonidae. Gene Ontology annotation, molecular function: structural constituent of eye lens. Gene Ontology annotation, cellular component: plasma membrane. The coding region runs from base 91 to 615 and encodes 174 amino acids.
UGUCUACAAACACCCCAGCAUGGAGGGGGUGUGUAGCUGCUGUGGCUGCUGGAUGUUUAACAGGACAGAGCUCCCCACAGCUUCUUCACGAUGCUGUACACUUUAGCAGGAGGAGGCACACUCUGCGGGGUGGCCGCCCUCGUGCUUCUCAUCGUCUCCACGGCAACCGACUUCUGGAUGCAGUAUCGCUACUCGGGCAGCUCAGCCAAUCAAGGGCUCUGGAGGUUCUGCAUUAACCACAAAUGCCACGCCCACACCAUCACUGUAGCCUUCUGGGAUGCGACCCGGGCCUUCAUGUUGCUGUCGGUGCUCAGCUGCUUUGCUGGUGUGGUUCUGGGCCUGAGCGCUUUCACUAACGGCACCAAGAACAGAAGGGUCCGCACUGGAGGCAUCGCCCUGGUCCUGUCAGGGUUUCUUGCUUUACUGGCUUUGGCAAUUUACACUGGAGUGACGGUCACUUUUUUUGGCAAACGCUUCGUGGACUGGAGGUUUUCAUGGUCCUACAUCAUUGGAUGGGUCGCUAUCAUCUUGGCUUUCGCAGCAGGUGUGUUUCAGCUCUGUGCUUAUCAGAGGACCACUGCAGAACCUCCUCCUUCAAAUGUCCCAGACAGCUGAACAAGGCAAACAUCUGACUUAAGCUGUUGCAACUGGUGUCUCUGCUGCUUCUA